Brienomyrus brachyistius is the source of this 1764-nucleotide messenger RNA. RefSeq lists its product as uncharacterized. Lineage: Eukaryota; Metazoa; Chordata; Actinopteri; Osteoglossiformes; Mormyridae. The transcript has 8 exons. Gene Ontology annotation, cellular component: type III intermediate filament; plasma membrane; axon. The coding region runs from base 66 to 1478 and encodes 470 amino acids. The record is from RefSeq and is a predicted model, not a curated record.
AGGCUUUUGGGUCAUUUGCCAUCCAGCUGUCUUUGCACUGCCUCGGUGACUGCAAGCUUGACAACAUGUCUCUGUAUUUGUCCUCAUCUAGGGUGUCCAGUGGGGGUGGCCUAGGCUUCUCUGGAGGGAUGGGAGGUGCUGGUUUGGGCCUGGGUUCCAGGUUGGGUCUGGGUUUUGGGGCAGGUGCUGGUAUGGGUGCAGGGUUAGCUCUGGGAACUGGGCUUGGAUUUGGCCUCGGCCUGGGUGGUGGAGCUGGGGCAGGGGCAGGGGCAGGGGUGGGUGGAUCUGCCCUGGUUCCCAGCGCAGCUUUCACCAUGGGCCGCACCCUCGCAGCAGGUGGCCUGAGCGCUGGAUCCGCCAUGGUGGCUGGACCAGCCUUGGGCCCCAUGCUGGCCCCUGUGCUCACCCGGGAGGCAGAGAAGCACACGCUCUCCGGGCUGAAUGACCGCUUCUCCUCGUACAUGGCUAAGGUGCGGGCGCUGCAGCAGGAGAACGUCGCCCUGGAGGCCAAGCUCUCGCAGCUGACCGGAGGGGCAGACAUGUCCCCCGAGAGCUCGAGCACCUCCACGGCGGAGUACGAGGCCCAGCUAAGUGAGUACCGCAACACCCUGGAGAACCUCACUCUGGACACCAUCAAGCUGGAGAUCGAGCUGGACAACAUCCGUGGCACGGCUCACGAACUAAAGGCCAAGCUGGAUUUUGAGCAGGGUGUGAAGUUUCAGCUGGAAUCUGACAUCAGUUCCAUGAAGAGGGACGUCGAGACAGCAUCCGACCUCCGCAUUGACCUGGACGCCAAGCUGGCCAGCCUGAGAAACGAACUGGACUUUGUCACCAAGACUCAGGAAGAGGAGCUGUCGACACUGCAGGCUAAGUUGGGCACCACCUCUAUGGAGAAGUCGGUGUCCAUGAUUGCAGUGGAUACCGGCAAAUCCUUCGAUAUCUCCGCGGCUCUCAAUAAGAUGAGGACGGAGUAUGAGAAGUCGGUACAGCAGCACCGCGAAGAGGCUGACGCUUACUACAAGCUCAAGAUGGAGGAGAUGCAGAUGGUGACAGCAAAGAGCUCGGAGGCCAUUUCCUCGGCCAAGGCGGAGAUCGGCGCCGCCCGGAAGGAGCUACAGAGCCUCACUCUGGAGCUGCAAAGUCUGGCGUCUGCUAACAUGAGCCUCGAGCAGAGUCUCGCAGAAGCUCAGGCCCAGUCCAGCGUAGGAGUGGCCGACUACCAGGCCCAGAUCGCCAGCCUGACGUCGGCCAUCGAGGUGGCCAAGGCCGACCUGCACAAACAGAUCCUCGCCUAUCAGGAGCUCUUGGACGUCAAGCUGGCCCUGGAUGUGGAAAUCUCCACCUACAGAAAACUGCUGGAGGGAAAUGAUAUCAAGUUGCCAGAUUCAUCCUUAUCAGAUUCCUCAUACAGCUUCACAGGGUGUGACCUCCCCCAAUCCAGCACCCCCCUGCCCAGCCUCUGGAGAGAGGCUAACUAAACGCCCCCCGCAGGCAAGUGAGAGAACAGCAGCUUUCGGUGCGCUGAGCAGGGCACCAUAUCCUACACACUCAUGAAAUGUCACGCAGUGUGAGCAGCGCUGUGGAAGCGCCAUUACGUAGCGUACAACAGCGCUAAGCGUUAGGAAGACAGAAGUGAGACUCUCCAGGUUACCCCGCACAGCAGCAGGACGGAUAUGAAGCCGUCAUCCUGCAACACUCACAGCCAUAAUCCAUGAUCCGCUUUUCAAAGUUACUCUUCACCAUCGUGGCAGGGACACAGGAAGU